Molecule: messenger RNA, 3284 nt
Organism: Danio aesculapii
Lineage: Eukaryota; Metazoa; Chordata; Actinopteri; Cypriniformes; Danionidae
Gene: atp8b3
Product: ATPase phospholipid transporting 8B3
Exons: 24
Coding region: 1-3195 (1064 amino acids)
Biological process (GO): Golgi organization; phospholipid translocation
Cellular component (GO): plasma membrane
Molecular function (GO): ATP hydrolysis activity; magnesium ion binding; ATP binding
Source: RefSeq, a predicted model, not a curated record
AUGCUUCCUUUGCUGAUUGUUCUGCUUGUUCGUGGAUGUAAAGAUCUGGCCACUGACGUGGGUCGACGACGUAGUGAUGCGCAAAUUAACCGCCGCCCCUGUGACAUUCUCACUCCUGAGGGAUUCAAAACAGUUAAAUGGAAAGAUGUUUGUGUUGGUGACGUUCUCCGAGUUCAUAAGGACCAGGUCAUUCCUGCUGAUCUGCUCCUACUUUGCAGCACUGAACCAUACAGUCUUUGCUACGUAGAAACAGCAGACAUUGAUGGAGAAACCAACUUGAAAUUUCGCCAGGCUUUGACUGUUACUCAUUCUGAGCUGAAUGGAGAUUCAGCUGAGCAAAACCUGGCAGCAUUUGAUGGUAUUGUGCGAUGUGAAGAACCAAAUGGUAACCUGCAUUCGUUCAAAGGCGAGUUUCAUUGGAAGGGAGAGCGCCACCUUCUGGGCACUGAUCACCUGCUGCUCCGAGGAACUGUACUGCGAAACACAGACACUGCCUAUGGACUGACCAUAUACACAGGCUCAGAUAGUAAAAUACUUCAAAACUGUGGGCGUCUUAAACUGAAGAAAACCCAUGUGGAAGUACUGCUUAACAAAACCGUAUUGGUGAUUCUGCUCUUCAUGCUGACCACAGCUCUCCUCCUGGCCAUUGGUUCUGGGAUUUUCGAGUACAGGAUUUCCCCGAAUUAUGAUGUUGUUUCCACUGUACAGCGCGACUCGUCUCCUGCCUAUCAGGGCUUCCUAACAUUUUGGGGCUACAUCAUUUUACUGAGUCCCUCUAUGCCCAUGUCUCUCUAUAUCACGUUUGAAGUGAUCCACAUGGUGCACUGUCUUCUAAUUGGCUGGGAUGUUGAGAUGUAUUGGGAGGACACCAACUGCCCUGCUCAUGCUCGCACAACCACCCUGAAUGAGGAGUUGGGUCAGGUGGGCCACCUCCUCAGUGACAAAACUGGCACACUAACGCAAAACUGCCUGCUUUUUCGCCAGUGCUUCAUCGCUGGACAUAUUUAUGGUGACAUAUCACAGAAGUUCAAGCCUUUAGACUUGAGCUGGAACCGGUUCUCCUGUGGUGGAUUGAAGUUUUCCGACCAGCGCUUGGUGGACAAGCUGCGUGGACGAGGCAGCCUUGAGUGCCACGAGUUUUUCACCGCUUUGGCCCUUUGCCACACUGUCAUGAGCGAGUGGAAGGAUGGUUUACCUCACUACCAGGCUGCAUCUCCAGAUGAAGAAGCUCUGGUUUGUGCAGCUCGAGAGCUGGGCUGGGUGUUCCUCUCCCGGACACGUGACACUCUCACCAUCAGCGAGAUGGGCCUCACGCGAAACUAUCAGCUCCUGGCCCUUCUGGACUUCACCAGCAAGAGGAGACGCAUGUCAGUGCUGGUGCGUAGCCCUGGAGGACAGUUAAAGCUGUACAGUAAGGGUGCAGAUAUUGUCAUUCUGGAGAGGCUUCAGAAGGAUUGGCCACUUCAGGAGAGCACAGACAGAGCUCUAGAGCUGUUUGCUCAGAGCUGUCUGAGGACUCUGUGUGUGGCGGUGCGCCCGGUUCCUGAAGCCCUGUGGACGGAGUGGAGCCGAGCUCUCAAUCUGGCGGGCACAGCCACGGGUAACCAGGAGACGCUGCUGGAAGAGAUAUAUGAUCAAAUGGAAAAAGACUUAAUGCUGUUGGGGGUGACCGCCAUUGAGGAUCGCCUUCAGGAAGGUGUGCCCGAGACCAUCGCCACCCUGCGGCGGGCGGGGGUGAAGGUGUGGGUGCUGACAGGAGACAAAACAGAAACUGCUGUGAAUGUGGGAUAUGCAUGCAAACUGAUGGAUCCAGACACAACUCUCAUUCAAGGGGAGGAGCUUAGGCAGCUCCUAGAGUCUCCAUCUCCAAAUGUUGAUGUCAAAUAUAAAGAGCCAGAGGUUUGGAUCACAGACAAAAAAGCAACGAUGAACAAAGCUGCGCUGGUCAUCUCAGGUCCAGAACUGGCAGAAUUAACCAAAUCACCGGAAUGGGGGGCAAAGUUUGUUGCUCUAUCUGGCCAGUGCCAGUCUGUGCUGUGCUGCCGAGUUACUCCAGCUCAAAAGGCCGAAGUUGUCGAGAUGGUCAGGAAGCAUUCGGCUUCUAUUACAAUGGCAAUUGGAGACGGCGCCAAUGACGUCAACAUGAUUAAGACGGCUCAUAUUGGCGUGGGUCUCUGCGGUGUGGAGGGAAGUCAGGCGGUGCUGAAUGCAGAUUUUGCUCUGGCGCAGUUCAGUUUUCUCCGCAAGCUUCUGCUUGUGCACGGCCACUGGUCAUACUACCGCAUCAGCAUCCUCCUGCGCUAUUUCCUCUACAAAACCACAGCUUUUGCUUUGGUGCACACAUGGUACAGUUUCUACAAUGGCUUCAGCGCUCAGCCUAUGUAUGAGAGCUGGUAUAUUAGCCUCUUCACAACAACAUACACAUCGCUGCCUAUACAGUGCACAGGGAUUUUUGAACAGGACGUGAGUGCCAGGAGUUGUUUGCGCUGGCCGGAGAUCUACUCGAUUGGACAGAAAAAGCAGCUGUUCAAUCCUUCAGUUCUGGCAUUCACACUUCUUUACUCCUUCUACUCCUCCAUCAUCUUUUUCUUCGUCCCUAUGGGAAUCUUGCAGUACUCUGCUCUCGAUUUCCAGACUUUAGCCAUUACUAUUGAGACAUCUGUGCUGUUUGCAACCACUUUGGAGGUUAUUCUUUGCACAAAAUACUGGACCAAGUGGAGCGUUGCAUCUGUCAUUUUUAGUGUAGUGGCUUUCUUUCUGUCCACACUGGCUCUCCAUAGUGCUCGACUGUUCACCGCCUCACCUAAAGACUACUUCUUUCUGGGAGCAUCGCAAAAUGCUUACAGCACUCCUGAGGUCUGGCUGGCCAUAUUUGUGACCACCUGUGUUGCAGUCCUUCCCUCAAUAACAACACGAGCCUUGGGUGUUGUGCUAGCAAACCCCAACAAACACAAGAUCCACAGCUCAGCAAAUGAACCUGUAGAGCUUCAGUCGUGGUUUCAGAGAGGUACUGUUCAGCGUCGUUCAUCGUAUGCUGUUUCCCAAGGGAAAGGUUUCGGAAAGUUAAUCACCACAGGAGUUGGUCUUCCCUCAGCAGCGCCUCGACAGGAUGGGAGAGUUUCGGCGGAAGGCCUGAAGAAUGAAUCUCCAAAGGGUUUACACAUAGAAAUGAAUAGUGCUGGUGUGUCAUGCUAGCAUCUUCAGUCAUGAUAAGAUUGGGAUUAGUGAAUGUAAUAUCAAGGAUCUGUGCUUGACAAUCCUGGGGCUUUUGGUGCAUUUCCAAA